This is a messenger RNA of Serinus canaria (Common canary), 3021 nucleotides long. RefSeq names its product glyceronephosphate O-acyltransferase (gene GNPAT). The transcript has 19 exons. NCBI's taxonomy places the organism in Eukaryota, Metazoa, Chordata, Aves, Passeriformes, Fringillidae. The coding region runs from base 16 to 2763 and encodes 915 amino acids. Gene Ontology annotation, biological process: ether lipid biosynthetic process. Gene Ontology annotation, molecular function: glycerone-phosphate O-acyltransferase activity. Gene Ontology annotation, cellular component: nucleus; cytoplasm; mitochondrial membrane. The record is from RefSeq and is a predicted model, not a curated record.
CCCGUCGCACCCGACAUGGCGCCGCCCAUGGCGCGGUGCCCCCGCCUUCCGCCGCCGAACCGCACCAGGCAGCCGGGCCGGGGCGGCGCGGGGCCAUGGGCGCCGCGGGAGGCGGCGGCGGGCAGCCGGGCAGCGCGACGGGGUAGGGCGGGCGAGCGGGGCGCGGGGCGGCGCAGCGGAGCUCGCAGGACCAUGGCGACAGAGGCGGCGGCUGCCCCCGGGCGGGCGCGGCGAGGGGCGCCCAUGUACUCGCAGAAAGAACUCACAUCAAAGAAGAGAGAUGAGUUUGAGGAUAUUUUGGAGGAAAGACGGUUGUCCAGUGACUUGAGAUACGCCAUGAAAUGUUACACCCCGGUGAUCUACAAGGGACUUUCACCUUGCAAGCCGAACGCUAUCAAAAGUGCUGUUCUUCAGUCAGAGCAAGUUCAGUAUGUUAUCAAGCAGUUAGCAAAAGAAAUGGGAGAAUCACCUGAUAUUAUUCAAGAAGAAGCCACAGAAAUCCUGGAUGAGAUGGGCCACCGUAUGCAACUAGGAGCUGUCAGAUUUUUUGCCUUCACUCUGAGCAAAAUAUUUAAACAGCUUUUCCAGAGAGUUUGUGUGAAUGAAGAAGGAAUGCAGAGAUUGCAACACGCUAUUCAGGAGCAUCCCGUGGUGCUGCUACCCAGCCACCGAAGCUACGUAGACUUUUUGAUGCUGUCUUAUUUGCUAUACACGUAUGAUUUGGCCUUGCCUGUCAUUGCAGCAGGAAUAGAUUUCCUAGGAAUGAAAAUAGUCGGUGAGCUGCUACGAAGGGCAGGUGCCUUUUUUAUGCGACGUUCCUUCGGUGGGAACAGACUCUACUGGGCAGUGUUUGCUGAAUAUGUAAAAACGAUGUUAAGGAGUGGCUAUGCCCCGAUUGAAUUUUUCCUUGAGGGGACUAGAAGCCGCACUGCCAAGACUCUGACUCCAAAAUUUGGUCUUCUCAGCAUUGUGAUGGAACCCUUUUUCAAACGUGAAGUCUUUGACACCUAUCUUGUUCCCAUCAGCAUCAGCUAUGAGAGGAUAUUAGAAGAAUCUCUCUAUGCAUAUGAACUCCUAGGAGUCCCAAAGCCCAAAGAAUCUACAUCUGGGUUGUUAAAAGCCAGGAGAAUUCUCAGUGACAAUUUUGGUACCAUACAUAUCUACGUUGGCCAGCCAGUAUCCCUCAGAACCUUGGCAUCUGGCAGGAUCAAUCGGUGCCCAUACAAUUUGGUUCCCAGGCAUCUCCCCCAAAAGCCAUCUGAGGAUAUCCAAGAAUUUGUCAGUGAUGUAGCUUAUAAAAUGGAGCUCCUGCAAAUAGAAAACAUGGUUUUGAGCCCAUGGGUGCUAGUUGCUGCUGUCCUGCUGCAGAAUUUGCCAGCUAUGGAAUUUGAGCUUCUAAUAGAAAAGACUCUGUGGCUUAAAGGCUUAACACAGACUUUUGGAGGAUUCAUUGAAUGGCCUGAUAACCUGUGUGCCAAAAAAGCAGUCCUGUCUGGCCUCACCCUGCAUUCCAACAUCGCUAGCCUUGUCGAUGGCCACGUGGUCCUGAAUGACAAGGGAAUGGAAGAUGGAGCCGUAGGGGAAAUGGUCUUCAGGCACGCGCUGGCUGUGCUCAUGUGUGCCACGUACAGGAACCAGCUGCUGAACGUCUUCGUGCGCCCGGCCCUGGUGGCAAUCGCCUUGCAGAUGGCACCCAGCUUCAGAAAAGAGGAAGUCUAUAGCUGCUUCAACUUCUUGAGAGAUGUUUUUUCUGAUGAGUUCAUCUUCUUUCCUGGCAUUUCAUUGAAGGAUUUUGAGGAAGGAUGUUUUCUACUCACAAAAUGUGAUGCCAUUCAAACGAGUCAACAGGAGAUUUACCCUACUGACAAAGGAAGUGGUACAGUGUCUUUCUUGUCAGCUAUGUUCAGACCUUUUGUGGAAGGUUACCAGUUAAUUUUCAGAUACCUCUCAAAGGAAAUGAAAGAAGCAUUUACCGAGAAGCAGUUUAUACCCGGAGUCCGCAACUUUGUUUUUCAACUUCUUGAGAAGGGGAGUACACAAUGUUAUGAAGCACUGUCUUCUGACAUGCAGAAAAAUGCCUUAUCAGCUCUUGUGCAACUGGGUGCAGUGAAGAAGAAGAAAAUGCCCAGUGGAUUCACUUACAAUGUAAAUCAAGAGGCUGUUAGUAAAAUCCUGGACAUGUUUGAUGACUCGGCAGAUGCAAUUCCAGAGCAUAACGAAUUCCUUUUUCCGGAAUAUGAAAUUUUGAUAGAACCUGAGGAACCAGAAUUUCCGGCUGACAGCACUGAUGAUGAACAAGGAGCUGAAGAUACAUCAAAGGGAGCAAAAGAACAAGAGGAACUUGGAGCUGCAGGCACUGCAGAUGAAGCAUUUCAGUCAUUAGAUGAAGAGACAUUGGAAGCAAUGGCAAAACAUGAGACUGAAGAAGAAAAGAUCUUCCAAAUGUUUAAAAAACAAGUAGCUGCUGAGCCAGAGCAGAUUAUUAGAUACUGCAGAGGAGGAGAAGAAGGUCCACUCUGGGUGUCAGGUGAAAAUAGGCCUGAAGAAAAAGAUAUCCCAAAUUGUGUAUGUGGUGCCAAAAGGAUAUUUGAAUUCCAGAUUAUGCCACAGCUCCUGAAUCACCUUCAGGUUGACAGCCUUGGAGAGAGCAUUGACUGGGGAACGCUGGUGGUGUACACUUGUGCGGACAGCUGCGGCGGGGGAAGUGAAUACCUGGAAGAGUUCAUCUGGAAACAAGACUAUUCCAUGGGCUGCACUUUAUGAAGUUGAGUCAUCCAAAUAGAAAACUUGACUUGUUUCACUGCAUCUCUGCACUAUGCAAAGAGGUAGUUGAACCAAAGUCACUGAUAACAGUGCAUCCUGUAACAGUGAUAAAACUGCCAUAACUAGACCUUGACAGCCUCUCUUGUGCUCCAGAGGAGCUUUUACUUCAAUCUGGUAAUGAAGCCAGAUGCAUUUGUUCAGAAAGCUUAAUUUCAAAUGUCAUUUCUGGAACUUUAUUUAAUAAAGAUGAAAAACUUU